This is a messenger RNA of Kogia breviceps (pygmy sperm whale), 1274 nucleotides long. Lineage: Eukaryota; Metazoa; Chordata; Mammalia; Artiodactyla; Physeteridae. The record is from RefSeq and is a predicted model, not a curated record.
AUGCAGCCCGACAGGGAGUUCCGGGUACAUCUCUGUGCGGCAGUGGCGCGGCUGCCGCUCUCUGUGGCCAGCGACCUAGGCCAGGGGACGCUGAGCGCCUGGGAGGCACAACGAGGGCAGGCGCGGAGCCGCCGCGAGGGGGCGCCUCAGAGCGCGGAGGUGACCAGAGGUGCCAUGGCGUCCCCCGGCGUCCUCCACAGCGGCGGAUCCCUGGGCCUCCUGGUCUGGCUCCUGGUCCUUCAGCCUCGGCUCAUGUGUGGCCAUCGGACUUCAAGGGUAGUUGGCGGAAGGCCGGCCCCAGAGAGGAAGUGGCCUUGGCAAGUCAGCCUGCAGAUCAAUGAUAAACACAUAUGCGGAGGCUCCCUCAUUGCCAGUUGGUGGGUGCUGACUGCGGCCCACUGCAUAUUUGGCCAUGUGGAAUACACAGUGAAGAUGGGAGACAUACGCUUGAUGCAUACCUCCAGGAUGGCAAUCAAGGUUCCAGUCCGAGACAUCGUUAUCCACAAAUAUUUUAAUCCUAUUGGAACAGUGGAAAAUGACAUUGCCCUUGCUCUGCUUGCCUUCCCUGUGAAUUUCUCCUCGCACAUCCAACCUGUGUGCCUCCCUGAAAAGGCUUUCAUGGUCCAAGCUGGUACAGAGUGCUGGGUGACUGGCUGGGGAAAACUAGAUGAAAGAGAACCAUCACAAGCAUCUACACUACUGCUUCAGGAGGCCGAGCUAAGCAUUCUUCGCUAUGAGAGAUGUAAUGAGGUGCUCAAAGAAAAGAUGGAAAGUCGAUUUGACAUGGUCAAGAAGGGGGCUAUCUGUGGUACCAGCCCCACAGGAAAGGAUGCCUGCCAGGGAGAUUCUGGGGGCCCCCUGGUCUGUCAACUUAAUGACUCAUGGGUCCAGGUGGGGAUAGUGAGCUGGGGCAUUGGCUGUGGUCACAAAGGGUAUCCAGGAGUUUUUACAGAAGUGAGUUUCUACAAGGAUUGGGUCAUUGCUAAAAUGAGUCAGGCCUCUCAUACAGACUCAGCAGGCUACUUCAGCCUAACGCUGUGUCUGGUGCUGCCUCUGGGCAUCCUGCUGACCCCAUGAUCACCCUGGCCCACACCCCCUCCUGUUUCUGAGUCUCACACUAGCCCUGCCUCUGACCUCCCACUCCUACUCAAUGCCCUUUCCUCAAUUUCGUUUGGGAUCCACUGACCCUGUGGAGAUCCACAUGACAGAGAGUGGCAGCAGGAAAGGAACCCUGGAAGUUUCCUGGCCUGGUGAUCCAGGAACCUGCGUUGUCC